GUGGAGUGACGUCACGCGGGAGGCCUCGUGUGGAGUGACGUCACGCGCGGGACGCACAUUCUUGACUUGUAGUAAAAUAGCGGCUGCUGCUGACUAUUGUACUUCUGAAGGGGAUUUUUUUUUGGCAGGUGAAAUAUUUUAACGCGUGAAGUAAAAUGAAGUUUCCCGUCAACCAAGUUAAAUCGUUAAUAUUAAUGAAAGUAUUACACAUUUGAUUAUAGCGACUGCAACGGUGACCGAUUGUAGAGUUUCCCGUCGGUGACUCGCGCGCCGUGGUUGCCAUGGUAACGGUCGAAUUUGGCGGCAAAGUUGAAAAAUAAAAGUUAAAGUUGAAAAGUUUCAACGGACACAAAACGCACACAAAUACCGGGAGCUCGGCCUCCCCGUGCCGUGUCGGUCUCCGGGGGCUAUUCUGCCAUACUUCACCACGCAGGUAACUGCGGGUUGGUGAACGUAGCGGGAUCGCAAAAGGGAGUUGAGCCAUCCUACAUUUGUCUGGAGCUGUCGACCCUCAAAUCACAGCAAUGGAGGCGGUAACCAAGGACUUGGGAGAGGCUCUUCCAAUAUACCAUCCCAUUGUGCACGUGGAGGUCAUCCAGAAAUCCGACAGCACGGCAAAGAUGGAGGUCGUGGUGUCACACGUGAUGGAGCUGCUGAAGAGGCACCCGGUGGUGAUGUCUGACAUGUCUUGGGACUCGUUUGAAGACAGCUUCCUCCAAACCCACGUCCGGUUGGUGUCCAUCACGGACUUGGACCUGGAGUUCAAUCACCAAAAGAUGGUGGAGCUAGUGAAGACACCUGUGGAGGUGCACGUGAUGCAGCUGAAUGACGAUGGCCCAUCCAUGGAGGAGCUGAACCAGGGUGACGAUAAUCUCCCUGCAGCCCAGCACUGGAUCCUGCCUUCAACCGAAUUCCAUGGACUUUGGGAAAGUCUGGUCUACGAUUCCGAGAUUAAACUGCAGCUGCUCAAUUACGUGAUGACGACACUGCUGUUCUCGGACAAGAACGUGAACAGCAACGUCAUCUCCUGGAAUCGCGUGGUCCUCCUGCACGGACCUCCGGGCACGGGAAAGACGUCGCUGUGUAAAGCCCUGGCACAGAAGCUCUGUAUAAGGCUGUCGAAAAAGUAUCGAUACGGGCAGCUGAUUGAGAUUAACAGCCACAGCCUCUUCUCUAAAUGGUUCUCAGAGAGUGGCAAGUUGGUGAUGAAGAUGUUUCAGAAGAUCCAGGAGAGUAUCGACGACCAGGAGGCCCUCAUCUGCGUGCUCAUUGAUGAGGUGGAGAGCCUGACUGCGUCGCGCUCCGCGUCGCACUCGGGAACGGAGCCGUCGGACGCGAUCCGCGUGGUGAACGCGCUCCUCACCCAGAUCGACCAGAUCAAACGGUACUCCAAUGUGAUCAUCUUGACGACGUCAAACAUCACAGGGAAAAUCGACGCAGCCUUCGUCGACCGUGCUGACAUCAAGCAGUACAUCGGGCCCCCCUCAGUCAUGGCCAUCUACCAGAUCUACCUGUCGUGCCUCGUCGAGCUCAUUAACAAGGGCAUCAUCUGUGCAGAUCAACUGCUGAGCUUCCGGCAGCUGGAGAUGAUGCAUUUUGUGGAAACGGGCAUGUCGAAGUCCAGCCUGCGUCUCCACACCAUCGCUGAAAAGAGCCAGGGCCUGAGUGGAAGGGUCCUGCGGAAACUCCCCUUCAUCGCUCACGCACUCUAUGUUAAGGAAUGUGUUCCUGUGAUGGAUAGACGUGGAUCCUGCCCCUUCCCCAUGCCAGAGAAAUUCCAGCCACUGCCUCAGGAAUCCACGACGACACUGUCAUGCUUCCUGGACGCGUUGUCGCAGGCCGUCGAUCGUCAGUUCACCGAGCGUGCCAAUCUCGCCUAGCGGACUCGUAAUUCCGGCCACAAAUUACGGGAACCGUGAACGGACACUGCCGCAUUCGGGAGGUAGCUGCGGGUGUCCAGUUACCACGUGGCUGGAUGACCAUGAUGAAGUCGUCCGUUUUUUUUUCUCUCGUGUCGUCAUUUAAAAUCUGUAACAAUCUUAUUAAUUUAAUCCUAUUUUUUUCAUUUAGGGGUUGUCCAGUGCAAUAAUGGACAUUUGUUGAAAUGCUUUUAUAAAAUGCAAUUAAAACGACUUGUGCACCAAA
Molecule: messenger RNA, 2145 nt
Organism: Petromyzon marinus (sea lamprey)
Lineage: Eukaryota; Metazoa; Chordata; Hyperoartia; Petromyzontiformes; Petromyzontidae
Gene: TRIP13
Product: thyroid hormone receptor interactor 13
Biological process (GO): meiotic recombination checkpoint signaling; reciprocal meiotic recombination
Cellular component (GO): chromosome; nucleus
Molecular function (GO): ATP binding; ATP hydrolysis activity
Source: RefSeq, a predicted model, not a curated record